UUUCUCUCUCCUCCACCUUGGUCCUCCUCCCCUGGCUGCAUCUCUUCUUCCUCCUCCUCCUCCUCCCUCGUCUUUCUUCUUGUCCAUCCAUACGUCCUAGUCAUUCCCUCCCUCCUCUCCUCCCAACAACACUACAUACAAUUCCCACCAGCCAGAUCCGCCCAACAAGCACCACAGGAGGAGGAGGAGGAGGAGGAGAUGUCGGCCAAGGAUGCCGGCGUCGGGAAGGGCCGCCUCUUCACGGUGGGCCUGGUCACGGCGUGGUACUCCUCCAACAUCGGGGUGCUGCUGCUCAACAAGUACCUGCUCAGCAACUACGGCUUCAAGUACCCCAUCUUCCUCACCAUGUGCCACAUGGCCGCCUGCUCCCUCCUCUCAUACGCCGCCAUCGCAUGGCUCCGCAUCGUCCCCAUGCAGCUCCCCCGCUCCCGCUUCCAGCUCGCCAAGAUCGCCGCCCUCAGCCUCGUCUUCUGUGCCUCCGUCGUCUCCGGCAACAUCUCCCUCCGAUACCUCCCCGUCUCCUUCAACCAAGCCGUCGGCGCCACCACCCCCUUCUUCACCGCCGUCUUCGCAUACCUCAUGACCGUCAAGCGCGAGUCUUUCCUCACCUACCUCGCGCUCGUCCCAGUCGUCACCGGCGUCAUCAUCGCCAGCGGCGGUGAACCGAGCUUUCAUCUCUUUGGAUUCGUCAUGUGCGUUGGAGCAACUGCUGCAAGAGCAUUGAAGACAGUCUUGCAAGGGAUUCUUAUGUCUUCUGACGGGGAGAAGAUUAAUUCCAUGAACCUGCUCAUGUACAUGGCACCAAUUGCUGUUAUUCUUUUGGUUCCUGCUACUAUCUUCAUGGAGGAUAAUGUUGUUGCCGUUACUAUGGAACUGGCCAAAAAGGACUUCAACAUAAUUUGGUACCUGUUGUUCAACUCUUCCCUGGCGUACUUCGUGAAUUUGACCAAUUUCUUGGUGACAAAGCACACUAGUGCGUUGACCCUACAGGUCCUGGGCAACGCAAAAGGUGCCGUUGCAGUUGUGAUCUCAAUUCUGAUAUUCAGGAACCCUGUCUCUGUAACUGGGAUGCUCGGUUACACGCUGACUGUCAUAGGGGUGAUUCUUUACAGUGAAGCUAAAAAGCGCACCAAGCAAUGAAAGCUGCGGCAGUUAGGACCAAGGAACCCUAAUCUUUGACUCAGCGAUCGAUGAGCUAGUGAGGGCCAAUAAUACUUGUAUUCUUCCUUCCUUCCUGUGAGAUCGAUCUAUUCAUUGGGGAUAAUCGUAUCCACAUAGAUAUAGUACUAGCAUGACAUGACAUGAUUAGUGGAAACAGUUUUCUAUUACUAUUAUUAAUUGGUCUUGGGUUUGGUUUUGCUAUCGUCGUCUAAAGAGGAGGGCGAUGUGUAGUUUGUUUUGUACCUAAGCUAUCCUGGACUCCCUCCCUGAUGUAACACCAGCAUCAUCGAUUAUUUUAUACAACACUUUGAAUAAACUUCC
This is a messenger RNA of Phragmites australis (common reed), 1482 nucleotides long. RefSeq names its product probable sugar phosphate/phosphate translocator At3g11320. Gene Ontology annotation, cellular component: Golgi apparatus. The record is from RefSeq and is a predicted model, not a curated record. The transcript has 4 exons. Gene Ontology annotation, molecular function: antiporter activity. The coding region runs from base 199 to 1140 and encodes 313 amino acids. NCBI's taxonomy places the organism in Eukaryota, Viridiplantae, Streptophyta, Magnoliopsida, Poales, Poaceae.